Molecule: messenger RNA, 3796 nt
Organism: Girardinichthys multiradiatus
Lineage: Eukaryota; Metazoa; Chordata; Actinopteri; Cyprinodontiformes; Goodeidae
Gene: acss2
Product: acyl-CoA synthetase short chain family member 2
Exons: 20
Coding region: 640-2910 (756 amino acids)
Cellular component (GO): cytoplasm
Molecular function (GO): acetyl-CoA synthetase activity; AMP binding
Source: RefSeq, a predicted model, not a curated record
AAACGGUCCAGCAGGAGAACACGUUUAAACAAAACAGAGAAGAAGAGACACACAAAGAGUUAGCGCUAGGGUUAAAAAUACUUUACAUCCGUUACAUAGAGCUGUGCUGAAUGGAAGCAUGUUUUAUGUAGUAAUUAAACAUAACCAGGCUCGUUUAAUAUGAUAUAGAGAGAGCUUCUGGGGGAUGAACUGAACAUUGUCUUUUUCUCUAGCUUAGCUUGUUAGCUUAGCUGGAGUCAAACCUUUUCACGUCCGUGUUCAACCAGGAACGACGAGACGCUGAAGCUGCGUUACAACUGAGCUGGGCUGUGUUUUAUAAAUCUAACGGCACGUUUUGGGUCAAUGCAUUCAGCGUUUGUGGGUCAGUUUUGAAUAAAAAGCGUCAGAAUUCAUCCUCCAACAUAAGGAAGUCUGAAUUAAAUGUUGUUCGAAUAUUUGCAAUUCGCGCGAGAUUUGACAGUUCUUCCGAUGAACUAAGAAAGCGAAUUUUUGUUGCUUUCUAUGAAAGUACAACAGAACAGGCUGCUUGAAUUUGGUCCUGGAGCUGCUCUGGAGGAUUAUCUGUGAAAACAUCUGGCAAAACCGUCCACACUUUGACUUCUGUUCGUUUGGAAUAACGCUGGAGAGGUUGGCGCAAACAUGAUUCCCGAGAAAGCCCCGAAGGAGAACGUCCUGCACUGCCCCGAGGACCUAAAGAAGGACUCCCACAUCCCCAGCUAUGAGAAAUACAAGGAGCUCUAUGCCAGCUCUAUAGAGCAUCCAGACGAGUUCUGGGCUGACAUUGCAAAAGAUUUUUUCUGGAAGACCAAACACACGGGGCGGUUUCUGGACUACAACUUCGAUGUUACCAAAGGAGAAAUCUUCGUCAAGUGUAUGGAAGGAGCCACCACAAACAUCUGCUACAACGUGCUGGACCGCAACGUCCACGAGAGGAAACUUGGUGAUAGAGUCGCCUUCUUCUGGGAAGGCAAUGAGCCCGGUGAUGACCUGACAGUGACCUACAGAGAGCUGCUGCAGAAGGUCUGCCGCUUCGCUAAUGUCCUAAAAUCCCAGGGUGUGAAGAAGGGCGACCGUGUGUCCAUCUACAUGCCCAUGGUGGUUGAGCUGGUGGUUGCCAUGUUGGCGUGUGCCCGUAUCGGAGCCGUUCACUCCAUAGUGUUUGCAGGUUUCUCUGCUGAGUCUUUGUGUGAGAGGAUCAUCGACUCUCAGUGCUCGCUGCUUAUUACUGCAGAUGGCUUUUAUCGAGGAGAUAAGCUGAUCAAUCUGAAGCUCUUAGCUGAUGAAGCACUGCAGAAAUGUAGAGACAAAGGUUUUCCACUCCAGAAGUGUAUAAUGCUGAAGCACUUAUCAAAAGAACCAGAGGCGAUUGUGGACUCGCCGUCUCCUCCUGCCAAACGAGCGUGCCCAUAUCUGGAGCAGGAGAAAAGGACAGGGAAAGUAAAGAAAACGCAUCCCGUUCCAAAGGUCCCCUGGAACCCACACAUGGACAUGUGCUGGCACUCUCUAAUGAACGAAGCUUCAGACGAGUGUGAACCCGAGUGGUGCGAGUCUGAAGAUCCUCUGUUCAUUCUCUACACCAGCGGCUCCACCGGCAAACCCAAAGGGGUUCUUCACACGGUCAGCGGAUACCUGCUCUACGCUGCCAUCACCUUCAAACUGGUGUUCGACCAUCAGCCUGAUGAUGUUUACUGGUGCACGGCAGACAUCGGAUGGAUCACCGGACACUCCUACAUCACUUAUGGGCCCCUGGCCAACGGGGCCACCAGUGUCUUGUUUGAGGGUCUGCCUACGUACCCCGAUGUGAGCCGCAUGUGGGAGAUCGUGGACAAAUACCAGGUCACAAAGUUCUACACGGCUCCAACGGCCAUCAGGUUGCUGAUGAAGUACGGCAGCGAACCGGUGCAGAAAUACAAGCGCAAAUCCCUGAAGGUCCUGGGAACAGUGGGGGAACCCAUUAACCCUGAGGCCUGGCAAUGGUACUACAGCGUGGUGGGAGAGAGCAGAUGUCCUGUUGUCGACACCUUCUGGCAGACUGAAACUGGAGGACAUGUGUUGACUCCACUACCUGCAGCCACGCCCCUGAAACCUGGAUCCGCUACGUUUCCAUUCUUCGGAGUGGUACCAGCCAUCCUAAAUGAGUCUGGAGAAGAGCUGGAGGGGUCGAGUGAAGGAUAUCUGGUGUUCAAGCAGCCGUGGCCGGGUGUGAUGCGGACCGUGUACGGAAACCACGAGAGAUUUGAAACCACGUAUUUUAAGAAGUUCCCGGGAUACUACGUCACAGGGGAUGGUUGCCGUAGAGACAAGGAUGGUUACUACUGGAUAACAGGAAGGAUAGAUGACAUGCUGAAUGUCUCAGGUCACCUGUUAAGCACAGCAGAGGUUGAGUCGGCCCUGGUGGAGCACAAAGCCGUCGCUGAAGCUGCUGUGGUGAGCAGACCUCAUUCUGUGAAAGGAGAAAGCCUCUACUGCUUCAUCACUCUAAACGACGGCGUGCCGUAUAACCAAACACUGGAGGCAGAGCUCAGGAAGCAAGUGAGAGAGAAGAUCGGGGCCAUCGCUACACCUGACUACAUCCAGAACGCACCAGGUCUUCCCAAAACCAGAUCUGGACAUCUUCUGCUCCGGAACCGUAGCCCGACGCCUCCCCAAUACCCACAAUGGUUUUCUGAAGUGUUCCUGAGCUGUGGUGGUGUCCGUUACAGGAUGUCGGUUUUUAAUGCGGUGCUUCCCGAGGGGUCAAAGGGAAAAUCAUGCGACGGGUGCUUAGAAAAAUCGCUUGCAACGAGAAGGAUCUGGGCGACAUCUCCACGCUGGCCGACUCCUCCGUCGUCGACGAGCUCUUCAGGAACAGAUGCUGCACCACAGCGUGAUGACCUUCGGGAUCCUUUCCAAAGAGGCGCCGUGUCGUGAGUCGCCAACAAACAGGGACGCAGAAGAAAAGCCGAAGCAGCUCGGAUUCCACCUGAAAGCUGUUGCUCGGAAAUGUGGCUUCCUUCCGAUGCAGCAGCAGAACGCCGUCUGCUCUGUAAACAUAAAUGCAAGCCACUGCCUUGAAAAUGUUAGAUUUUCCAGCGACGGAGAGAGCAGCUGCAGCCUUGGUGAAGGCAACAUUUUACUUGGUUUUCUACCAGCGUUGCAGCCGAUAACACACAGCAAUAUCCCGAAGGUAGCUACAGAAUCCUCUGGAGUUCCCGGUCUCUACGCUGGCAGAAAACCUGACGUCUCUCUAACUGCCCUCAGUUAAAUCUAAGCCAUACUACUAUAAAAUACUCUGUUGUCCUUUUUUUUAAACGCAUCUGUAACCUUUAGUUUGUUUUUAUUUGGACUGAAUUGAAUCAGUUUGUGGUGUCUUCUGUGAGCAUGUUGUUGGUCUGUUUAUGUCGUCAGGCAGAAACUAGGGAAGGAGUUUGGCUUAAAACCUCGAAAAAAGCUCUUGUUUGCUCAUCGGGAAAAAAAACGUUGAUUAAAAAUAAACCUUCAAGAAGUUUAAUGUUUUACUCUGAAAUCAGACAUAAAUAAGAUCUGAGCUUUUCUUCUGUUUAAAAUGAUGUAGAAAAGUCAGUAACCGUAGUUGUAAAUAUUCAUGUGAUUUAUUGAUUUUUUUUGGGGCGGAAAUAAAACCAGAUUUUGGAUUUGACAGAAUUAAUUCUGUGACUGAUGAGUGGGAACGUGUUUAUUAAGUCUGCAUCAUUAAGUCCAGUAAUCUCCACUCAUCUGUUUUAUUGCAUCAUUUUGUUUUAUUAUUUGAAUCAGUUUAAAUGCAUCAGGAAACAUUAAACUUCAAACUUACAUGGAA